This is a messenger RNA of Metarhizium acridum CQMa 102, 489 nucleotides long. NCBI's taxonomy places the organism in Eukaryota, Fungi, Ascomycota, Sordariomycetes, Hypocreales, Clavicipitaceae. The record is from RefSeq and is a predicted model, not a curated record.
AUGCCAAAUUGCCACCUCGUCCAACAACAACAACAACAACAACAACAAAAAGACACCAGGGACUCGCCGCAAAAACAAAUCCCCAACAGUGCCGAGUACCGGCCUAGCUGUACCUCCUGCUCCUCCUCCGGUCGUCGCUCCUGCGGCGACUGCUGUGGCGAGUCGUCUUCCGCCUGCUCUUCCGCCUGCUGCCCCUCGGCAGCUCAUGCUCCUCAAGCCGCCGUCCUCUCGCACGUGCACCUCCAGCGUCUCCGUGGCGUGCGCGCGCCUCGGCGGGCGCCUGCGCUUCCUGGGGCGGAAGCUCAGCACGCUCGACGACGACAGGUCGCGCGUCGUCGUCAGGGCAGAGGCCGGCCCGCAGCCCAGGCCCGUGUACAGCAGGUACAGCAGCAGCAGGGCGCCGGCGACGGAGCCCAGCACGAUGCCGACCACGACGCCGGGCGACGGCGAGGAGUCGAGGUCGCCAGAUUCGGAGAUGAAACUGGUUAG